CUAAAACAUCAUCUACCACUUUACAAAGGAUAUCCAACGAUUCCCCAUAAAUAUCAACUAGGAAUUGUUACUCCACUAGCACUUUUUUUUUUGUUUUUUACUGAUGAUCAAUUACAGAAAAUGGUUGAAAAUACCAAUAUAUAUGAAAUGGUAAAAGGUAGAGAGGGUGGUCAUGACUAG
This is a messenger RNA of Dentiscutata heterogama, 180 nucleotides long. The record is from the annotation of a GenBank genome assembly. NCBI's taxonomy places the organism in Eukaryota, Fungi, Glomeromycota, Glomeromycetes, Diversisporales, Gigasporaceae.